Molecule: messenger RNA, 6150 nt
Organism: Melanotaenia boesemani (Boeseman's rainbowfish)
Lineage: Eukaryota; Metazoa; Chordata; Actinopteri; Atheriniformes; Melanotaeniidae
Gene: camta2
Product: calmodulin binding transcription activator 2
Exons: 25
Coding region: 454-5157 (1567 amino acids)
Biological process (GO): regulation of transcription by RNA polymerase II
Cellular component (GO): nucleus
Molecular function (GO): transcription coregulator activity; protein binding; double-stranded DNA binding
Source: RefSeq, a predicted model, not a curated record
AUUCUACCUGGCAGAGCCCCGCGCUCGGUCCGCUCGUGUUUUCACCGCCUCGUUUAACGCGGGUCUCUAGCACUACCAGCGGCUGGCUGGUGCGGGUUAGCACGCUUUAACCCGCGGCUUCAGCCCGCAGCUCGGAGCAGUUUGAUCACCGCUCGUAUGGAGCUGGGAGCCACCGCUAGCCGGCUGGGCGAACUUCUUCCAGACCAAACUUUGCCCAUUUUUCUGCUGCUUGUUAUCUUGUUGUAGUCUGACACUGAGAAUGUGUGGAGGGAAAACCCGCCGCUGUCCUGUUAGAUGCUGUAAAUAAUGAAACGAGGCUCGGAAGCUACCCGUUGUUAGCUUUAGCAGGCCGGGAGCCGCGGAGGUCCCACAGCCGAAGUUAAGGCACUAAAAGGGGGCGUAGCAGCCAGGCGAGUCCGCGGUCUGAGGCCGGCCUCCUGGAGGAGGGCAUGUAUGCAUGUGUGUAGCGGGGCAGUGCAGGUGGCCGUGCGCUGUGUGAGACUCAUCCUGCAUGGACCUGUCACCAUGAGCAACAAGGAGAUGGUUUCCACGGAGACAGAGAAUAAAGGUCAGAGGAAGGUGUUUGUUCCCAACAAGCUGCUGGAGUGUCUUCCUCGCUCGUCCAGUCUGCCCAGCGAGCGGCUCAGGUGGAACACUAACGAGGAGAUCGCCUCCUACCUGGUAUCCUUCGACAGACAUGACGAGUGGCUCUCCUGCACCCUGAAAACCAGGCCGAAGAACGGCAGCAUCAUCCUGUACAACAGAAAGAAGGUGAAGUACAGGAAGGACGGAUACUGCUGGAAGAAAAGGAAGGAUGGAAAAACGACGAGAGAGGACCACAUGAAGCUGAAGGUCCAGGGCACGGAGUGCCUCUACGGGUGCUACGUCCAUUCCGCCAUCGUGCCAACAUUCCACAGACGAUGCUAUUGGCUGCUGCAGAACCCAGACAUCGUGCUGGUCCACUACCUGAACGUGCCGUCGCUGGAGGAUUCUGGGAAAUGCAGUCCGCUGCUGUGUGCCGUGUCCGACCGCCAUGACAGCGUGAGGUGGAGCCGGGACGACCUGCUGAGCCAGCUCAAGCCCAUGUUCCACAGUAUGAAGUGCUCUGUGGGGUCAGGUGACUUCAGCAUUGAGGAGUUGGUUCAGCACAUCCUGGACCGACAGAGAACCAAACCACAGCCCCGCACACACACCUGCCUCUGUAACACCACCCAGGUGUCGUCAGGAGUGAACAUUCCUCACCGCUGCAACAGCACCAAACACCGCAUCAUCUCCCCCAAGCUGCCCCCCUCCUCCUCCUGUAGACCCGCCCCCUCCCCGCUGUCCGAGCUGGGGGAGGGGGGCAAGGGCGGAGCGGGAGGAGACGCCAAGCUGCCUCACCUGCAGGCUCAGAGCAGCCCCGCCUCCUCUCCCAGCCCGUCCUCCACCUUGGCGUCAUCACCCCCUCAGCCCCACCCGGCCGCCAUCGCCAUGAGCAACCAUGGCAACAGUUUUUACAGCGAUCACCAUGGCAACCUAGCCACGGUGGCUUUGCCCCAGAAUGCGGUCAUUGUCAUGGCAACCACUGCCAUCCCAGGAGGGGGUCAGGGAGGGAGAGGAGGUGGGGCCAGAGCUGAGGAGGCGGGGCGGAGGCGGAGCUUCGGACAGCUGCUGCUCUCCCCCACUCUCCCUCCCCCUGCAGGGAAAGCUGUCUCCCCCUCCCCUCCAUCCUCCUCCCCCUCCCCAACUCCCCCUGUCCAGGCUCCUGGGAUAACCACCCUCUCCCUCACCCUCCUGCCCUCCCCCGUCAUCGGGGGUCUGCUCCUCACCCCCUCCUCUUCCUCUAACACCUCCCUCCAGACUCCCCCGCCUCCUCCUGCUGCUGCCUCCCCUCCAUCACCUCCCUCCUCCCCCUCUCCCCCUCCACCUCCCCCAUCCCUCCCUCCAGCCUUUGACCCGGACUCCUUCCUCAACUCCCCCAAACAAGGACAGACAUAUGGUGGUCCUCCUCUGACUUCCACCCCAACUCCCACCAUUAUCAGAACCUCCUCCCCUUUCUCUCACCCCUCCCUCGCUCUCUCCCUGUCUCCCACUUCCACCCCGCCCUCCUCUGUCUCCCCCCCCUCCUCCUUCUCCUCCCUGUCCUCCUCGGAGAUGGACAGGAGAGAUUCUGCCAUGACCCUGUCCACCUCCCCCUCCUCCUCUUCACCACCUUCCUCCACCCUCCCCCCCUCCCUCGCUCUCUCCUUAUCCCCCACCUCCUCUGUGGCCCCCCCCAUCCUCCCCCUCUGCCUGGAGCUGGGAGCUCUGGGAGAGUCAGAGGGAGGGAGGGAUGAGUCAGGGGGAGGUGUGAAAGAGGUAAAGGACAGGAGAGUUGAAGAUGAUGAUGAUGAAGGCAGGGCUCCGCCCACAAAGCUGGCUCUGCUUCAGACGAGCCAUGCUCCAUCCACCUCGUCUCCUCGACAACAGACAGACUCCGCCUCCCUUCUCAUAGUUUGCCCCAACCCAGCGGCUCAGCCCUCCCAGAUAGCCAAUCAGACACAACGACAGGCUGACGGACAGCAGUCGUUGGUCCUGUCUGUCCCUGAAUCCACGUCCUCUGCUGACAUCACCCAUCAGUCUCUGUUUACUAACGACAAAACAGACUUGGGGCCUGUUUCCAUGGAUACAGCUCCUCUGGCAACGCCCCCCGUCCACGUGAAGGAGGAGACGAGACCGGACUACGACACAGAGGACGUACGCAUGGACACUCGCUCUGCGGAGGAGGCGGAGCCUUGUGAACGUGGAGGGGAGGAGCUUGAUGUCUCUUUCGACAGCCAGUUUCCUGACCUAAUCUCUGACCUCAUCACCGAAGAGACCAAUCCCGCCACUGGCCCCACCCCUUCCUGCACGACAGCGGCCGUGGCGGCUCCAAACCCGGCUGUGUUCCCCACAGGAGUCCGCUACGUGGUACCGCCACAGCCCUCACCUUCCUCCUCCUUCCUCCCAUUCCCUCACCCGCUGCCCGCCUCCUCCACUCGCCUAGCCACCAUCACCGACUUCUCUCCGGAGUGGUCCUACCCAGAGCUUAUCUCUGAUUUUUCUGUCUCCUGUCUUUCAGCCCACGAGGCCGGUCUGGUGUGUCUCCAGGUCCUGGAGUCCGGAGGUUCGGUUUCCUCGUCAGUUCUGUUCGAGUACCGAGCAAGGAACGCCAGCUCUCUGCCGAGCUCUCAGCUGGACUGGCUCUCUCUGGAUGAUAAUCAGUUCAGGAUGUCCAUCCUGGAGCGGUUGGAGCAGAUGGAGCGCAGGAUGGUGGAGAUGACGUCCCGCGACAACAACCAGCAGCAGAAGCAUCAGCAUCAGCAGCACGGCAGCCAGCUGGCCACACCCCCUCCCCCUCUACCUGAGGACCGUGACCAGUCCUCUCAGUGGUUUGAGAGGAGAAUUGUAGGAGUGUGUGAGCGGAUGAUGAGAGGAGGAAGAUGGGGAGGAGGAGGAGGAGGAGGAGGAGAGAGACUCCAUCACUCAGUCCGUCACCGUGGGAUGACGCUGCUUCACCUGGCUGCUGCUCAGGGAUACACACACCUGAUCCACACGCUGAUACACUGGAGGAGGGUAAACGGCGACAGCCUGGACCUGGAACAGGAGGUUGAUCCUCUGAAUGUAGACCACUUCUCCUGCACGCCUCUGAUGUGGGCGUGCGCUCUGGGCCACCAGAGGGCAGCAGAGCUGCUGUACAGCUGGAACAGUCUGGCUCUGGGGAUCCCGGACUCUCUGGGCCGCCUCCCGCUCGCUGUCGCCCGCUCGCGCGGACACACACGACUCGCUACGGCGCUUGAAGAGCUACACACACAGCGUGCUCACGUGGCAUCCAGAGAUGUCCACACGCCUCCAGCGGACGCGCCCCAACUGUCCCCGUCCCCUCUGUCCACCAGCCCGGACACGGGUCUCAGCUCCUCCAGCAGCCUCCCCUCCCCCAGUGACCCCUCCUCCCCUUCUCCGAGCUCUGCCUACUCCAGCGGCCCCACCCCCAUGGACACCUCCCCCUUCUCUCCUUCAUCUCUCUCCUCCUCUUCCUCACUGCCUGUGUCCCCUCCCUCUCCCUCCUCCCUCCCCCUCUCCUCUCUACCUGCAGUGUCCAUGUGGGGGGAGGAGCCAAACAUCACUUUUAGCACAGGAAACCCAGGUUUGAACCCUGGCAGUUCCAGAGACCCCUCCACCUACCAUAUGGACUAUGAGAACGCCUCCUAUGCCCACACACACUCCUUCACACACUUGGCGGGGGGGCGGCGGCUCCACCCAGCGCCGACGCUGGAGGAGCAACUGCUCAGCUACAGCGAGAACGCCGAGAAUGAGGGCGGGGAAGAGGAGUACCUGGAGGAGGAGGUGCUGCAGGUUGACAUGGCAACGCUGGCGGAGCAAAUUAUCGAGGCCACCCCAGAGCGAAUCAAACAGGAGGACUUCCCCAGAGGGGCGGAGUCACCACUCAGAGAGAGGCGGGACAACCCCGCCAUCCAGGACACAUGGCUGGCAACUUACCUGGAGACGGUUGACGCCCAAACGCACUCCCCACCUAGGCGGGUGUGUCCCCCAUCUCCUCUCAGUGCUUUGGCCCUCCAGAGGCUCCGCCCCCCUUCCUCUGCAGCAUGGGCAGAGUUCUUGAAUGCGUCGGCCAAUGGGAAGAUGGAGCGAGACUUCGCCCUGCUGACGCUGACGGAUGGCGAGCAGAGGGAGCUCUACGAGGCCGCCAGGAUCAUCCAGAACGCCUUCAGGCGGUACAAGGGUCGGCGGUUAAAGGAGCAGCAGGACAUGGCUGCAGCCGUCAUCCAGAGAUGCUACAGGAAGUACAAACAGCUAACAUGGAUAGCUCUGAAGUAUGCCCUCUACAAGAAGAUGACCCAGGCGGCCAUCUUGAUCCAGUCCAAGUUCCGCUCGUACUACGAGCAGAAGCGUUUCCAGCAGAGCCGGCGGGCGGCUGUCCUCAUCCAGCAGUACUACCGCAGCUACAAGGAAUACGAGAGGCUGAAGCAGACGCCGCGAGGCGCCGCCAGCCACAACCCCAAGAUCAAGGGGUCAUUCCUGACGAAGAAGCAGGACCAGGCGGCGAGGAAGAUCAUGAGGUUUUUGCGGCGCUGCAGACACAGGAUUAAAGAGCUGAAGCAGACGCGGGAGCUGGAGAGGAGAGGACUGACCACCUAGACGUCCUCACCUCAUCCCGUCUUCAUGUGGAGGACGGACGGAAAGAAACCAAGCCGCAGGCGAAGAGGACGGUGACGGAGAGAUGCCUUACGCCACGCCAACUCUUCCUCUUCUUUCCUCUGCUUCCUGUCUAAUCUAUCACCCAGUCUAUCCAUCCGUCAGUCGUCUGUCUGUCUGUCUCCUGAAUGUAGCUGUCUGUCUGCAGCCUGAAGAGCUUCGUUCAAGAGCUUCCCGUCCCUGAGCGCCGUCUGGCAGGAUCAGGGUCGUCUGGCAGAAUCAGGGUCCCGUCCCUGAGCGCCGUCUGGCAGGAUCAGGGUUUCGUCCCUGAGCGCCGUCUGACAGGAUCAGGGUCGUCUGGCAGGAUCAGGGUUCAGAUUUCAUUCUGGUGACUUCUUGCUUGCAGGAUAGCGGAAGUGUCCAGCUCUCCCAGAAUCCUCUGCUGCGUCCCUCCAGACUGAGAGCAGACCUGAAUGUCUGGCCCUUUUGGACGGAGCUUGUUGGACCCGAGCGUUCAGGAUUAUAACGAAGCUGAGAAUAUUUAAACUCAAUCACUUAUAGAAACGUAUAUAUUCUAAAGUUUAUAGAAGCUCUGGAUGUUUUUAUUUAUCACAGCAUGAACUGUUAUUGUGAAUGUAUGAGGUGUGUGUGUGUGUGUGUGUGUGUGUGUGUGUGUGUGUGCGCUGCACAGACUGUGCAGUCGAGUCUUAAUACCCCCCACCCCGACCCUGACCCCCUUAUUAAACUCCCCUGGGCAACAUUUCAGCUCCGGGCCGCUGGUUUUAUAACGCGAGCUUUUGGCACGGAAUGAUGCUCAGCCGACCAUGAGCUUCUGUUGGUAACGAGUUGUUUUUCUUUCGUCUUCUCGGUGUGGAUGAAAUGUUGAGUUGAUCUGUUGCAGUAACGCUUUGCACGAGUUUUAUUUCACUUUUCUGCAUCUGACAUGAAAUCAGCAGCAUUAUUCUACUUCUACCAAUAAAUCAGCUGUUUCCUGUU